Myotis myotis is the source of this 6050-nucleotide messenger RNA. RefSeq names its product zinc finger protein 862 (gene ZNF862). The transcript is spliced from 7 exons. Lineage: Eukaryota; Metazoa; Chordata; Mammalia; Chiroptera; Vespertilionidae. The record is from RefSeq and is a predicted model, not a curated record. The coding region runs from base 455 to 3808 and encodes 1117 amino acids. Gene Ontology annotation, biological process: regulation of DNA-templated transcription. Gene Ontology annotation, molecular function: protein dimerization activity.
CCGACUGUGACAUACUUGAGAAUUUUAUGGAAUCCUACCAUUUUUUUCCAGGCAUCUUUUUACUGUUUAUAUCUGCUCAGUCCCUUUUCUCACUUACCUAACUUACCUUUUCUACCUGGUCAUGAUCACUCACUACCCUUUCUUUAAAUUGGCCAAGAGAAUUGGGGAAAAUUGGGCUACGCCAUGAUGCCUCAGGAUAUCCCAAGUUGCCAGAUGGGAAUUCCUACCUGUGUUAUGUUGGACUGCAAGGUGAAUUCUGUUGCCCACAGGACACGAGGUAGAAAGCGUGUCAGACCUGGAGUGUGGAAAUCUGUUCUCAGUCCCAGCUCUACCAUAUGACACUGGUGUGGCCUUUUUCAGCCUUGACUUCCCUCUUCAUAGGAUUGUCAUAGAGGUUGAAUAAGAUAAAACAACUUAAAAUUUUGUGCCCAUGUGUUAUCUUUCUAUUUUCUGAAUGUCCUUUCUCUGCUUCUAUGGGCAGACUCUGUGUACCAUGGACAGCGGCAGUUGUAUUUCAGGACCAACUAUUGCCAACCCAGAGCUGUUCUGUGAGUUUGAGCAAGGGUCCGAACCAUGGCAAGGCAAUGUCCAGGGCCAGAGGCAUCUCCUGAGCCACUACCCAGGAAAAAACAAGAUGGGCUACUUGGAGGAAGUGGACAUGCAUGGGCCAGCCAGAGAAGCUGGACCGGACCUCCCCCCUCAGACGAAAGCCUGUCUUUCCCAUUUCAGAGCAGAAAGUGGCACCAUCAAGGAAGGCUGUGCAGGAAAAUGCAAAAAGCCCUUGAAACCCCGGUCCAUCCAGAAGUCCUGGUUUGCACAGUUCCCGUGGCUGGUCAUGAAUGAGGAGAAGACGGCUCUCUUUUGCUCCGCUUGCCGAGAACACCCCUCCGCCAAAGACAGACGGUCCCGACUGAUAGAAGGCUACACAGGACCGUUCAAGGUGGAGACUCUCAAAUAUCAUGCCAAGAGCAAAGCUCACCUGUUCUGCAUCAGUGCUUUGGCAACACAGGACCCCAUCUGGGCAGCCCGUUUCCGGAACAUCCGAGAUGCCAGCCCAGAAUAUCCCAUUCUGCAGCCCCCGGUGCCUCUGGGAGCCUAUGGUGAUACGGCCCAGCUCCUGCCCAGCUCUCGAGCUGAACGGAAGGAGCCUGCGGGGAAUGGAGCACUUCCUGCAUUGUAUGUAGACUGCAUUUCCCAUGUGAGGCAUAAAGAAACCGCCAGUGACGUCAGCAGCUCCUCAAACACUAACAUUGUGCGCAAUGACUCUGCUGAAUCCUGCAGCCAGGAGCUCCCGGUGGUGUUUGAGGAGGUGGCCGUGUAUUUCACGCGGGAGGAGUGGGGCGUGCUAGACCAGCCGCAGAAGGAGCUGUACAGAGACGUGAUGCGGAUGAAUUAUGAGCUGCUGGCCUCCCUGGGGCCUGUGGCUACCAAACCAGACUUGAUAUCAAAACUGGAACAUAGAGCUGCACCCUGGACUAAGGAUCCAAAGGGGACGAAGUGGGGGAAAGGUCGUUUUCCAGGGAAAAAGAAGAUGGUGGCUGCCGGAGAGGCAGACACGCAGGCCUCGGCUGUGGAAUCUGCGUUGCUUCUAGCUCCUCCCGUGGAGACGUGUGCCUCCUACUGCAGGUCCAGCCUUUGUGACGUGGAAGCAGAUGGGCCUAGGAAAAUCAAGAGGACUUACAGACCCCGCUCCAUUCAGAGGUCGUGGUUUGGGCAGUUCCCAUGGUUAGUCAUUGACUCAGAAGAGACCAAGCUCUUCUGCUCAGCUUGCAAAGAAAAACCGAAUCUCCACGACAGGUCAUCGCGGUUAGUCCAAGGUUACACGGGGCCAUUUAAAGUGGAGACUUUAAAAUACCAUGAAGUCAGCAAAGCACACAAGCUCUGCGUCAACACUGUUAAAAUCAAGGAGGACACCCCUCAGGCUGCCCUAGUCCCAGAGAUCUCCAGUGACCUGAUGGCCAACAUGGAGCACUUCUUCAGUGCGGCCUACUCCAUCGCCUACCACUCGAGGCCACUGAAUGACUUUGAGAAGGUCCUGCAGCUCCUCCAAAGCACAGGGACCACGAUUUUGAGCAAGUACCGGAACCGCACUGCGUGCACCCAGUUCAUCAAAUACAUCUCUGAGACUCUGAAGCAGGAGAUCCUCGAGGACGUCCGGAACUCCCCCUGCGUGAGCGUGCUGUUGGACAGCUCCACCACCUCCUCAGACCAGGCCUGUGUGGGCAUUUACAUCCGCUACUUGAAGGGGACGGAGGUGAAAGAGUCUUACAUCACGCUGGCCCCGCUCUACAGUGAGACAGUGGAUGGGUACUUCGAGACCAUUGUCUCUGCACUGGAUGAGCUGGACAUCCCCUUCCGGAAGCCUGGUUGGGUCGUGGGUCUGGGAACCGAUGGCUCAACCAUGCUGGGCCACAGAGGAGGCCUUGUGGGAAAGUUCCAGGAGGUCAUCCCCCAGCUGCUGCCUGUCCAUUGUGUGGCCCACCGGCUGCCCCUGGCUGUGGUGGAUGCCUGUGGGGGCAUUGAUCUGGUGAAGAAGUGUGACCGGCACAUCCGAACUGUCUUCAAGUUUUACCAGUCCUCGAACAAAAGGCUGGCAGAGCUGCAGCAAGGCGCUGCGGCACUGGAGCAGGAAAUCACCCGCCUCAAGGACUUGAAUGCAGUCAAGUGGGUGGCCAGUAGGAGGCGCACACUGACCGUGCUCAUCUUGAGCUGGCCUGCCCUGGCUCGGCACCUCCAGAGUGUGGCAGAGGCCGGGGGCCAGAUUGGGCACAGGGCCAAAGGCAUGCUGAAGCUCAUGAAGAACUUCCAUUUCAUCAAGUUCUGCCACUUCCUGCUGGACUUCCUGAGCAUUUACAGGCCGUUGUCGGAGGUGUGCCGGAAAGAAGUGGUGUUGAUUACGGAGGUGAACUCCACGCUGGGACGGGCCUAUGUCGCUCUGGAGACCCUCCGUCACCAGGCAGGGCCCAGAGAGGAAGAGUUCAAUGCCAGCUUCCAGGAUGGGCAGCUGCAUGGCAUUUCCUUAGACAGAAUGGAGAUGGCAGAGCAGCGUUUCCAGGCAGACAGGGAGAGAGUGAUCCUGACGGGGACUGAGUACCUCCAGCAGAGGUUUGACACACACCGUCCCCCACAACUCAAAAACAUGGAGGUGUUUGACACCAUGACCUGGCCAAGUGGCACUGAACUGGCCAGUUUUGGGAAUGAUGAUAUCCUUGCCCUUGCCAGGUACUUUGAGCUCUCAAUGCCCCCAGGGUACAGCGAGCAAGCCCUCCUGGAGGAGUGGCUGGGCCUGAAAGCCACGGCCAGGAACCUGCCGCUCUCCAUGCUGUGUAAGAGCGCCCUGGCCCAGCCCUGCCGCUUCCCCUUGCUGAGCAGGCUGGUGGCAGCGGUGGUCUGUGUGCCCGUCUCCACCUCCUGCUGUGAGCGUGGAUUCAGUGCCAUGAACCGGAUCAGGACCGAAGAGAGGACCAAGCUCUCCAAUGAGGUGAUCAACAUGCUCAUGAUGACAGCAGUGAAUGGUGUGGCAGUCACCCAGUAUGACCCGCAGCCCGCCAUCCAGCACUGGUACCUAACCUCCUCGGGCCGGCGCUUCAGCCACGUCGACGCCUGUGCCCCGGUGCCACCCCAUUCCGAUGCAACGGCGGUGCCCAGGACGGAGAAGAUGGGAGUGCGCCAUGUGGAGGAGGCCGUGACCCAGAAGCCGCCCAUCCAUCCUGUGGGAACGGGUGGAGAUCCUGACGACUGCCUCAUGGACCCUCCUGACAGGCUCCUGUACCCCCACGCCAGUCAGGAGGCCCCUGUGCUGUCCUGAUACAGGCUCUGCAGGCGCAGGAAUCUUAGGAUUGCCUGGGAGACCGCUACCCUGCCCCUUGUGGUCAUGCUGACAGGCUCUGUGCCCUGGAAUCUGCCUUUGGUAGGGACUCUAAGCACAGGAAGUGGGCAGUGACAAGGUAGUUACACCCACAUGCCAGAGAGGCAGGGCCAUCGGGGGUGCACAGCUUGUUCACCUCUAAAUGGAGCAGGGGCAGCACUGACAUAUGCCGAGGCUCUUAUCUCAAGUUCAUGUUUAAGGUGCUUCAGGAAAUAAUCCCAUUGCGAAAGAUUUCACCCCAUAUGCUGGUGGCAAGAGGAUUUUUCUGAAGUGGGAGAGACUACUGGGGGUAGGAACUUAAAGGAGCACCCCAGCCCCCUGGAACGUUGGGGAGCAUUCCAGUGGGGCUGUCCACAGCCUUGGGGGCCUGGGGAAGACACUGGGUGAGGGGCAGAGGAUGACCAGCUGGCCUGGCUCUGGGGUAUCACCCUGGCUCUAUAACAAGCAGGUACAGUCUGAUUUCAAAAUGGGAAACUCAUCAGAGAAUCUCUCUACCUCCUCCUAGGACUGUCCUUUAGGGUGAGACAAGCAAAGCCCUUUGCACAGAGCGCGCCAGAGAGCUUCUUCUGCGCCUCCAGGCCAGUCGAGAGAAGCAUCUCCCUGGAGCGGGCCAAGCCCAUGCGUCCCAUCCAGUCCCACAGUUGCGGCCCUUGUGUUUGACCUGCAUCAUUCUGGAGUGCCUUCCUAAGCAGCAAACUGGACCGAGUUGCCCUCAGGAGGCUGGGAUCCGGUCCCUGCUCUACUACAGGCAGUUGUUCAACCAUGAUUAAUCAUUCCUCUUUGCUGUGCCUCAGUUUCCCCCUCCAUUAAAUAGCAGAGAGUCCAUGUGCCUGCUGGUUCCCAGCAUGACACAGAACUGGCACAUGACAGUGCAUCCACCUACCUGCAAGACAGCCCUCAGACUGCACAGAGGGGACUCAGCUGCUUUCAGCCUUUGUUGUCAUCCUCUGUCCCGUCACCCAUGUCUUUACUGUGGGAAGAGGUGCUCCUAAGAUGUGGCAUCGGCAUGAUGGUCUCGUCCCGUGGUCGGCAAACUGCAGCUCGUGAGCCACAUGUGGCUCUUUGGCCCCUUGAGUGCGGCUCUUCCUAAGCCUUAGGAGUACCCUAAUUAAGUUAAUAACAAUGUACCUACCUAUAUAGUUUGAGUUUAAAAAAUUUGGCUCUCAAAAGAAAUUUCAGUCGUUGUACUGUUGAUAUUUGGCUCUGUUGACUAAUGAGUUUGCUGACCACUGGUCUAGUCCAUUCUUCCCAACGUUGUUUUGGGGAUUCAGCCUGGGACUCCUUGGGGUGCUUGUGAAAUAUGUACCCAGACCUGCUUGCUCAGACCCCCAGGCCUGGGGCUCAGGGCCUGGCUGUAAGGUCCCUCCGGAACUUGUGUGCCCACUCCAGGCACAGAAGGGCCCCCGCACUGUGAGUUUCCUGCGUGCUCUUGCCCAUCUGCCCUUCUUCCCCAAAGUAAAAUACUUUCCUUCCGGGGCAGCUUCCUUCAGCAGGCUCCUCGGCUGCUUCUCUGGCUGGAGAUGGUGUGUCCGCUCCUGCCUACCUAACCGCUGCGGGGGCAGGGGCAGGGUUUCUUUGCCCCUGCCUUGCUUGUUCAGGCUCCUUGCUGGCCUUGCUGCCGGCCCCAGCUGGGGUCCCUGCUCUGUUGCAAGUUGAAGUGGUCUGACCCUCAGCCAGCAGUCUGCCCACUCCCCCCUCCGUAAAGGUGUUGAGAGCCCCUGCAACACUAGUAUCUGAAAGGCUCACUAGAUGGCUGACCCCUGGUUCCCAGGAUUCUGACUCUCCCUUCCUGUCUCCCCACCCUUAGCACUUAGCCUUUGUGCCAGGAAUUCUGCUCUCACUUUCUGCCUUGAACCCGUGGAAAUGUCUCUUCCUGCCCUUGGGGCAGGACCUUGGGCAGUGUGUUACACGGCCAAGAUGGAGCCCACUCACACAAGUUUCUGUGUGCAGUUCGGGAAUCUGCCCUAGGCCAGGCACUGUGGGGGUGAAUUGGUAGGAUGGAAGCGAGAAAGGCCCUGUACUCUUAGCCUUGCCCCCCCCCCCCCCCGCCCUGUCCGCGGGGUACAUUGGGGAGCAUAGACUACCGGACUCUUGCUUCUCUCCCAAGCCCAGGCGUGCUCAGUGUGGGCAGGACAGUGCGAAGAUUGGCCAAUUCCCGCAUCCAGGUGUCUGCCAGCCAAGG